CUCUCUCUGUGUGUGUCUGUCAGCAGCAGCUGUUAAUAGAAAGCUGGCUGCAGAGCGUGUUAAAGUUCACACAGAGAGAGGUGGGACUCGAACCUGGAACCAUGUCUCUGCUGCAGCUGUCUGUCUCUCUUGGUCUGUCUCUCUCUCACCUGCCUGUCCCUCGUCUGUCUGUCUGUGUGUCUAUCAGCAGCAGCUGUUAAUAGAAAGCUGGCUGCAGAGCGUGUUAAAGUUCACAGAGAGAGGAGGGACUCGAACCUGGGACCAUGUCUCCGCUGCAGCUGUCUGUCUACUGGCGCCUGUCUGUCAUCUUCGUCUUCACCUCCUUCCUCUUCUUCCUCGACAUUUUCACCGCAGCCAUCGCCGUGGACACUUGUAGCCAUGGUAACGGCACCGGCCCGGACGCUUUGAAUGCAGAGAUCAACCAAUCAGGGCUCGAGGACGAAGCCGAUUGGAGGACGGAGAACCGGCAGCAAGACUCAGUGUGUGCGUGGACAGACUGGUUGUCCUAUGGUCAGACUGUGUUCAUGGUGGGCCAGCUGCUGGGCUCUCUGAUUGGAGGAGAGUUAUCUGACCGGUAUGGGAAGCGUCCACUGCUGCUGGUGUGUGUGUGCGUGCACGCUCUGUGUGGCCUCGUGCCCGCCGUCCUUCCUCAGCCACUGGUCUUCCUCGCCGUUCGCUGCCUGACUGGUCUCUGCUGCUGCUGCAUCAACAUCUGCUCCUUCAGCCUGGCCGUGGAGUGGACGCCCCCUGCUGCUCGGCUCUGGCCGCCGGCCGUCCUGCCCUUCUGCUUCAGCGUGGGGACGAUGGUGGGAGCUCCUCUGGCCUGGCUCAGUCCCACCUGGACUCACCUGCACCUGUCGCUGGCUCUGCCGCAGCUCGUCUGUCUGCCGCUCUACUUUUCCAUCCCAGAGUCUCCUCGCUGGUUGUUGUUGAAGAGGAAGAUGGACGUUUUGGACCGUUACCGUAGCAACAGCCCUGCAGAUAAACAGUGUCUGGACCUGCUGUUGCACUCGUCCUGCUCUGACCUGCAGAAACCCUUCGAGGUUCAGAAGGAGGAGCCACACACAGGCCCCGCCCCCAGUGACAUCAUCCUCCUCCGACACCCGACCAUCCUGCUGAGACUCUUCAUCAUGAGCUACCUGAGUGCAGCAUCAGCGCUGACGUACUUUGGCAUCUGUAUGAACAUCGGCUCCUUCGGCGUCGGCGUCUACUCCGCCCAGUUCUUCUCCGGCCUAUCAGAGGCUCCCUGCCUGCUCGUCCCACUGCUCCGCCUGGGGCGACGGCCAAUCAGCAUGCUCGCCCUCUUCCUGAGCGGAGCGGCCUGCUUCGUGUCGUUGCUUCUGUCCAGAUAUGACGGCGAACCGGUGCUGGUGAUGAGUUUGGCUCUGUUGGGAAAACUCUGCAUCCUGGCGGCCAUCUUCAUCUCGACGCUGUACGCCAUCGAGCUGUUCCCCACCGUGGUCAGGCAGCGCUGCGUGUCCCUGGUCAACCUGUGUUUCCGCCUCGGCUGCCUCGUCAACACCCUCGUUCCCCCCAACCCCAACGGAGCAAUCUCAUUGGCUGCCAUGGCCGUGUACAGCAGCGGACCAAUCAUAGGCUGCGGCCUGUGCCUGAUGCUGCCGGAGACCAGCGGCGUGACGCUUCCUGAUUCCGUGGAGGACUGUGACCGGCAGCCGCACACACAGGCGCCAUCUGGAGGACAUGAUGAGAAACAAACUUUUAUCAUAUAACUUUCCUCACGAGCCCAGACUCCUGUUUUAACACUAUUUCAUGAUAUGCUUUUACUUUGAAACGGUUCUGCUUCCUGUCUGGCUUUGUCUUUUGAACAAACAAACCUGAAGAAGAUCUUUUGUCGUAGAUUUCAGUUUUUACUAAGUCGCACCUCAACGUUCUCUGUAGUUCCUCAGUUUUUAUCUUGAAACGUCCGUUUGCACAAAGUACGAGAUCUUCAAGGUUUAAACUCAUGACCUCAAAAAACACUUUAAACCAAAGAUUUCCGUUUGUCUCUUUCAAACUUCACGAGUAAAACCAAUAAUACUUUAUAUUAGAGAUUGUGAAGAACAGUUUCACCAUUUUCAUGGAGUUCUUCAGUGGACGGGCACAUUGUCACUAACGCAGCUAGUUGGAUUUAUUCCUAAACGUUAAACUUUAAUCUUUAAAUUGUAACUUUUGUCUUGAAAAAGCAAAAUAGAAUAAAAGUAUAAAGCAACUAAACUGAAAAUUUCUCUUAUUCAUCUGGGUUUUAGUUUUAAAACGUAGAGGUAUGGCUGCAUGAUUACACAACACUCUUAAUGUCCCACAAUGCAGCAGUGACAGCGCGGUGAUCCUCAGGUGAUGCAGAGCAGCAGGUGACAGUUUGUGUUCAGGAGAAUGAAACUUAUACUUAGUCUUAAUCAUUUCAGAUGUUUUAUGUUUUACAAGAUUGAAAGGACAGAGUUCAGUCGUCACCUGGAGAAAACUCGUUUUCAUUAAGUCUUUCGGAUUCUUUCCUGCGAGCGACUUUUACGUCCACGUCGUUUGCACGAAGAAGAAGAUAAAAUGAAAAGAUGAAAAACCUGAGCGACAGACUCCAUUCAGGGGAUCGAACCUGUGCAGAAACCCGCUGGUUCAGAUCCUCCAGACUCAUCAGGACUCAUCAGGACUUCUCAGAUACUGGAACGUUUCCUGUGGAAGAAUCUGUGAACAAACUGUUUGUUUAUCACAAAUCACUGAGUGAAUUCAGCCUGAACAAACACGGAGUCUGUUUAUUUGAUAGAAAAACAACUUUAUGUAAAAGUAGUUCAAAGUGCUGAUGUGUGCUUUUCACACAAAGUCUCAUUUAUGUCCGACGACCACAAGAAAUCUUCAAAGAAACGUUUGAAAUCGUAAAUUUUCUGCGGGAUUGAGAAUAGAAUCACUUUCUAUGUAAAGUAACACGAGUAUGUGUCUUUAAUGUUUCUGUUGGAUUUGAGAAGGGACCUUUUGAGGAAUAAACCUGGAGAGUGAGAAUCUUAUGGGCUCGAGUGCGAAGACGGUUUCAAAUCGGAGGUUAAACUUUGAGGUGAAUGGGUUUUUUCAUUUUGACUCUGGUUUGAUCUAGAAAAUGUCAAACCUGAAAAAGUCUUUUCAGAUUUCUGCUUCAGUGAAAAGCAACGUGUUGAUCUUUUUCUUCCAGCGUUCAGAUGUGAGAGUAGAACUGUUCUCAGGACUCGUCCUUCUUCUCUCCGGCCUGAUGUCAGCGCUGUGACCGGUAGCUGUGAGCCACAGAGCUCUUCUGUUCGGAGCGAUGACGUCCGAUUCACGGGAGAUUCACGUCGUAACAGAACGUCUGUGAAGUGAGCGACUUCAAAGACACGUGAACAGAAUCAUCACGUUGCUUUAAAGUUUGUGUUGGAACAGGAGAUUUGUUUUUUAAUCAGGACGAGUCGUUUCCUCCUCAGUCCAACUGGUGGUUUCCAUUCAGUGAAGAACUGCUUCCUCGUCUUCAUCGAUCAGCAGAUUCACACAUACAUGUGAAAUUAUACUCAACAGCAUCUCAGCUUCCAUCUACUUUAAGUCUCAUUUACAGAUAUUUUAUUUUAAUUGCAAAUUAUUUUAGACAUUUUAAUAAGUUUGAACUU
Messenger RNA from Hippoglossus stenolepis (Pacific halibut), 3599 nucleotides. RefSeq names its product solute carrier family 22 member 13. The transcript has 9 exons. The record is from RefSeq and is a predicted model, not a curated record. NCBI's taxonomy places the organism in Eukaryota, Metazoa, Chordata, Actinopteri, Pleuronectiformes, Pleuronectidae. Gene Ontology annotation, biological process: transmembrane transport. The coding region runs from base 264 to 1730 and encodes 488 amino acids. Gene Ontology annotation, molecular function: transmembrane transporter activity.